UGAGGGCUGGUGUGUGCCGGUGUGGGGUGGGGACAGGAGGGGACGUGCUGUUGACUGUACACAGCCCACACCCACAAGUCACACUGGGUGCAGCCGGUUCCCCCCAGUCCCCUGCGGUGACUGUCCCCAUAUAAUGUGCGUGCCACCAGCCGUGCCAUCAGUGCCACCACCAUGGAGGGGGACGUGGGGACACGGAUGGCUGACAUUGAGAAGGAGAGCCUGCUGGGUGCUGUGCACGGCGUCUCGGGGCCCGUGGUGACGGCCAUACGCAUGGCAGGGGCAGCCAUGUAUGAACUGGUGCGUGUGGGGCACGCAGAGCUGGUGGGGGAGAUCAUCCGCCUGGAGGGGGACAUGGCCACACUGCAGGUGUAUGAGGAGACCUCGGGGGUGCGGGUGGGGGACCCAGUGCUGCGCACGGGUCAGCCGCUCUCGGUGGAGCUCGGUCCUGGCAUCCUGGGCUCCAUCUUCGAUGGCAUCCAGCGCCCGCUGCGGGACAUCGCACAGCUGACGGGUGGCAUCUACAUCCCACGAGGUGUCAACGUCCCCGCCCUGCCACGGCACCUCACCUGGGACUUUGUCCCCAGCAAGAGCAUCCAGGUUGGCAGCCAUGUCACUGGUGGGGACAUCUAUGGGACAGUGACAGAGAACUCACUCAUCCAACACAAGAUCAUGGUGCCACCCCGCAGCUGUGGCACCGUCACCCACAUCGCACCACCAGGACACUACAGCAUCUCGGAUGUGGUGCUGGAGCUGGACUUCGAGGGUGUGGCCGAGCAGCUGACCAUGAUGCAGGUGUGGCCAGUGCGGCAGACCCGGCCCGUGGUAGAGAAGCUGACAGCAAAUCACCCACUGCUGACAGGACAGCGCGUGCUGGAUGCGCUUUUCCCAUGCGUGCAGGGUGGCACCACAGCCAUCCCCGGUGCUUUUGGCUGCGGCAAAACCGUCAUCUCGCAGUCCCUGUCCAAGUACUCCAACAGCGACAUCAUCGUCUACGUGGGCUGCGGGGAGCGCGGCAAUGAGAUGUCAGAGGUGCUGCGGGACUUCCCCGAGCUCACCAUGGAGGUGGAUGGGAGGACGGAGAGCAUCAUGAAGCGCACCACGCUGGUGGCCAACACCUCCAACAUGCCAGUGGCUGCCCGCGAAGCCUCCAUCUACACUGGCAUCACGCUGUCUGAGUACUUCCGCGACAUGGGGUUCAACGUCAGCAUGAUGGCCGACUCCACCUCCCGCUGGGCUGAGGCGCUGCGAGAGAUUUCAGGGCGCUUGGCUGAGAUGCCGGCAGACAGCGGGUACCCCGCGUACCUGGGCGCUCGCCUGGCCUCCUUCUAUGAGCGUGCGGGGCGGGCGCGCUGCCUGGGGUCCCCCCUCCGCGAGGGCAGCGUCAGCAUCGUUGGAGCGGUGUCACCGCCCGGAGGGGACUUCUCAGACCCUGUCACCUCAGCCACGCUGGGCAUCGUGCAGGUGUUCUGGGGUCUGGACAAGAAGCUGGCACAGCGCAAGCACUUCCCGUCAGUGAACUGGCUGAUCAGUUACAGCAAAUACUUGCGGGCGCUGGAGCCCCACUACGAGCGGCUGCACCCUGACUUCCCCACACUGCGCACCCGUGCCAGGGAGAUCCUGCAGGAGGAGGAGGAUCUGGCUGAGAUUGUGCAGCUCGUGGGGAAGGCGUCUCUUGCUGAGGCUGACAAGGUGACACUGGAGGUAGCCAAACUCCUCAAGGAUGACUUCCUGCAGCAGAAUGGCUACUCCUCCUAUGACAGGUUCUGCCCCUUCUACAAGACAGUGGGGAUGCUGCAAAACAUCGUCACCUUCUAUGAGCUCGCCCGACAUGCCGUGGAGGCCACUGGGUCUGGAGAGCGCCGUGUCACUUGGGCAACCAUCCGUGAGAACCUCGGGGACAUCCUGCACCGUCUGAGUGCCAUGAAGUUCAUGGAUCCAGUGAAGGACGGCGAAGCCAACAUCACGGCUGCCUUCACGCAGCUCAACGAGGAGAUGCAGGCAGCCUUCCGCAACCUGGAGGACUGAGGGUCUCCCUCUGGACCCUCUGCUCCAAUAACCCCCCCACCCCAAUUCACCCCCCACCUAUUUCAGGAUCUGUCCUCAGGGUCCCACUUGUCCUCGUAGAAUCUUAGAAUGGCCUGGGUUGAAAAGUACCACAAUGCUCAUCUGGUUUCAACCUCCCUCUUAUGUGCAGGGGCUGCCAACCAGCAGACCAGGCUGCCCAGAGCCACAUCCAGCCUGACCCCAUGUCAGUAAGCAAUUCUUUGUUUACCACAUUGUGCCCUGUUCCUUUAAUGAGUGAUUUAGCUGGUUUAAAGCAGCUGUGUCUGCUACUGCUUUUCUCUACAACAUUCUUUUCCAUUAUACGCAACUACACACUGCAGUGGUGUACCUCAGAGGUUUCAUGAAGGUCUAUUUCAAAGUAGCAGGAGUUUUGUUCAGUGUCAAGACAAAGGCCUCAGGCCUUGAUGGUAUUAAAUGUUGGUAUUAAA
Lagopus leucura (white-tailed ptarmigan) is the source of this 2492-nucleotide messenger RNA. RefSeq names its product V-type proton ATPase catalytic subunit A-like. Gene Ontology annotation, molecular function: proton-transporting ATPase activity, rotational mechanism; ATP hydrolysis activity; ATP binding. Bases 172 to 2025 code for a protein of 617 amino acids. Lineage: Eukaryota; Metazoa; Chordata; Aves; Galliformes; Phasianidae. The transcript is spliced from 14 exons. Gene Ontology annotation, biological process: proton transmembrane transport; ATP metabolic process. The record is from RefSeq and is a predicted model, not a curated record. Gene Ontology annotation, cellular component: proton-transporting V-type ATPase, V1 domain; lysosomal membrane.